Molecule: messenger RNA, 339 nt
Organism: Ascochyta rabiei
Lineage: Eukaryota; Fungi; Ascomycota; Dothideomycetes; Pleosporales; Didymellaceae
Exons: 2
Coding region: 1-339 (112 amino acids)
Source: RefSeq, a predicted model, not a curated record
AUGGCCUUGGACCCGGUCCAGCACAAUGGCAACAGCACAAUGUCGCGCAAAGUCAUGGCAGGUGAAGUCAUGGCAGGUGAAGUCAUAGCAGGUGAAGUCAUGGCAGGUGAAGUCAUAGCAGGUGAAGUCAUGGCAGGUGAAGUCAUAGCAGGUGAAGUCAUGGCAGGUGAAGUCAUGGCAGGUGAAGUCAUGGCAGGUGAAGUUAUAGCAGGUGAAGUCAUGGCAGGUGAAGUCAUGGCAGGUGAAAGCAGUGGCAGUGGCUCACGGCAGCAGCAGCCCCACAAGGCUGCAUGGCUCGGCUCGCUUUCUCAAAGGUGCAGUGGUGGCCCGUGCGGCUAG